AUGCCUCUCGCCAACCUUCCACCCGAGUUGAUUCUCCAGAUUUCAGGUUUCCUAGGACACAAGGACUUGAACUCUCUGGCCCAAACCAGCCGAGUCAACUAUCAGUUGCUAAACCCAUCCUUGUACCGCUCUAUCCUCCGAAGCGAUCAGUCCCGCGCACUGGACCGGGCCAUCUACAGAGGCCACGUCUCGACGCUCAAAAGGCUCAUCGAGUAUGGAGCUAAUGUCCCACCAAUCUAUAGCAGAGAAAGUCGGAUCAUCAUGGCUGGCCGUAGAGGUCAUGUGGCGAUGGUUGCAUUUUUGAUAGAUCGCGAAGGGCCCGGGGGAGUGGAAAAAUACUUUCUGUAUGACAUCGCAGUCAGAACUGGCAAUGUGCCCAUGCUCCAGAUCCUAGUCGAGCGUGGUCUUCGAGUCGUCAACCCCGACUGGUCUCUUAUCGCCGCAGCAAAACGCGGACAUCUACGUAUGCUGGAAUACCUCGUAUCCCAACACCGAGAUUUCAAUCGUUCAUACACGAUUAUGCACGGGGCAUUGUACUGGGGAAUCUGUCGCAGACGCGUUGCCGUGGUCAAGUUCCUGCUGAGCAAGGGGGUCUCUCCAAAUGGAAAGCCGAGCCAGAGAAAAUGCGAACCUCUUCUGAACAUCGCAGUGGCACGCGGAACCCUGGAGAUUGUUCGUCUGCUCCUAGAUCACGGUGCUAGACCAUUCAAGGAAGAGACCCUCCUACUUGUUGGUGAGAACCUCAGCCAACCGAUUGAGAUCGCACGUCUCUUGCUGGCGCGGUUCCCCGAGUUAAAAUCUCAACUUCCAGGCCUCCUGGUGAAAGCCGCAAGACAUAGGUCUGGCUAUUCCAGUCUGGUGAGUUUCGUCUUGUCCCAGGGCGUUGACCCGAAUUACGCAACUCCGGGCGAAAGGAAGGUCCUUUCGAUCGCAGUGGUACUUGGCAACGUCGGAUGCGUUAGAGCCCUUCUCGGCGCAGGCGCCAAUCCUCUUCUUCCAGACAUGGACGGGGCAACAACACUGGACCUGGCUAAAGAGCGGCCCUACAGAAAGAACCAUGUUAUCCUUGGCUUGAUCCUUGAAGUAUCACGGCGUGUGGCAGGAUCAGGAUGAAAGUGAACGUUGUUGUGUGUUGUGUUUUGGUAUUGGGUACACUUUCUGGUAAAUUGGAUGGGUGGGUGGGAAAUGAAGCCUAAUGAUUGACGAACCACAAU
Aspergillus heteromorphus CBS 117.55 is the source of this 1214-nucleotide messenger RNA. Its product is annotated as ankyrin repeat domain-containing protein. NCBI's taxonomy places the organism in Eukaryota, Fungi, Ascomycota, Eurotiomycetes, Eurotiales, Aspergillaceae. The coding region runs from base 1 to 1113 and encodes 370 amino acids. Gene Ontology annotation, molecular function: protein binding. The record is from RefSeq and is a predicted model, not a curated record. The transcript has 2 exons.